Pomacea canaliculata is the source of this 1483-nucleotide messenger RNA. Its product is annotated as cell growth-regulating nucleolar protein-like. Lineage: Eukaryota; Metazoa; Mollusca; Gastropoda; Architaenioglossa; Ampullariidae. The record is from RefSeq and is a predicted model, not a curated record. Gene Ontology annotation, molecular function: DNA binding. Gene Ontology annotation, cellular component: nucleolus. Gene Ontology annotation, biological process: rRNA processing; negative regulation of transcription by RNA polymerase II.
AAACCCUGUAAACACAGUGAUGUUUAUUGUUGUAUUUUAAGCAAAUUCCUUUGAACCAGUAUGCACGUACUGUACGCGUGUCGCAAGCAUACAUCAUUUUAGUUGAAAACUACAUACAAAUCAAGCAUGGUGUUUUUUAAUUGCAAUGCAUGCGGAGAAUCUUUGAAGAAGAACCAGGUAGAAAAGCAUUAUACGACAAAAUGCCGUAGAUGUGAAGUUCUUUCCUGUGUUGACUGUGGAAAAGAGUUCUGGGGCGACAGUUAUGCAAGUCAAAAGUGCAUCAGUGAGGAGGAGAAAUAUUCAGGCAAAAACUAUGUGCCUAAAAUCAACAAAGGAGAAGCAAAGCAGGAGCAGUGGAUACAGAAAGUUCAAGCAGCCAUCCAAAAGGCUCCUGCAAAUCCAGGGUUGAAAAAUUUGUUGCAACGCCUGGAAGAGUUCCCAAACAUUCCACGGAAAAAAGCUAAAUUUGAGAACUUUUUGAAGUGCAGUUUGCGUGUACAUAACUCUUCACUGAUCAACCAAGUGUGGGACUUGCUUAUGACAGAGGCAGAACAGAAUGGUGCUGGUAGUGUGUCUUCUAAUGGUGUAGAUAAAGCAGUCAGCAAAGAGGUUAAGCCAGACAUGUUAGACAGUGAUCAAACACAACAGGAAGACAAAGUUAGUGAAAUUUUAGACUCUGGAAAGGAAUUAAACAAAAGAGAGAGGAAAGAGGAAAGAAGAAAGAAAGCCCAAAAGAAAGAGAAAAAAGAUAAGCUUAAUGAAGACCAUAUUAAAAAGGAUGGGGAGCAAGAAACUGUUGGGAAAAAAGGCAAAAGAAGAAAACGAGAAGAGGAGGAUGAGGAUGAAGAAGGCAGUAAAACUGACUGUCAGCCAAAGAAGAAACUUAAAGAGACUAAAGAGGAUGGCAAUCCAAAUGAAAGGCUUCAUGAUUCAGCUGAGACAGAUGGUGAAGAACACGAGACAGACAGGAGAAACGCUACUGCAAAGAAGCAAAAGUUUAACUGGACCUCAACAAUUGUGGCUGUUUUAAAGGCCAAAGGAGAACUGUCGCUAAAGAAAUUAAGGAAAAAGGUUCUGGCAGAAUAUGCUGCGCAGGCAGCUGGAAGCAAACCUGAAGAGCAACUGUUAGCAAAAUUCAACAAAAAGAUUUUGAAGACACCACAAGUCAAAGUAUUCAAGGACAGGGCUAAACUGAGGGAGUCCUAGCACUACUGAAAAUCAAACCUGGCCAAAUGGAGUUUUUUAUGCUUUGGAUAGUAAAAACAUACUGUCAAGUCUUGUAUUAUUUUACCCCCCUGGUAUUUCAGAUAUCAGCUUUGUUGUUAACUGCAAUUAUUGUGCAUUCACUUUGUGAGACAUAGCAACCCACAGUACUUGGGUGAUGCGCAUAAUUGUCAGCAUGGAGACGUUUAAGCUCUUCAUCAUGUUUGAUGGCACAUCUUGUUGAACUUGCAAUAAAGAGCUAUUUAAAAUUUAAAAGCUA